CUGCAGCCAACUUCGCUUCAUUGCAAAAAAGCUGAAAAAUUGUGCAGAUAGUUUUUCUUGUUUACUAUAAUAUUUUUAUAAAAAUAUUAAUUUCAACGUAAAUAAAAGUGUUUUAUAAGCCAAAGAAAAAAAAGCCAGCUACUGACGCCAACCAGCUGCCGGCAAAGGCAGAGAAAUAAAAAGUCUCAAAUAAUUAAAGAAAAAAAGAGAAGUCCUAGACUAACGAAAUGGAGGAAGAGUUAAUUUUAAAGCAACCUACCGAUAGACGUUUGGGAGACAACAAUAGUUUGCCGCCGGGACCACCCGGAGCAGAAUAUGAUGUGGAGCCCUUUGAAACGAACAAGCCAGCACCCAAGCCACCUACUAUAGAAAAAGAAAAUACGGCUUCAGAACGAUCCUCCAGAAGGCGUUCACCCUCCGGUAGUCCACCACCGGCACGUAAACGUAAAUCACCUUCACGUGGCAGACGUUCACCCUCACCUCCGCCUCGGGGAGGUAGAGGACGACGUUCGCCUUCACCACGGCGCAAUCGUUACCGUGACUACUCACCCGAUAGAAGACCCCGCUAUGGCGGUAGACGUUCACCCGAUCGUAGACGUUCUCCACCUAGAAGGGGAGGCGGACGUGACCGUUAUCGUGGCAGAGGCCGCAGUUCAAGUCGUUCUAUAAGUCGCAGUCCUACACCACCCAGACGUGGCGGUGGUGGUGGCGCAACAGGCCGUUGGUCUCCCAAAAAGAAACCCAAUACACCGCCUCAACAGCAAAGCAGCAACUUAACGCGGCAAUUGUCUCAACCACCACCUACCACUAAUCAGCCGCCUCCACAAUAUGGUGUUAUGGCGCCACCACCACCUCAACUAUAUGGUGAAGCCUAUGGACCACCUCCCGGUUACAAUCAAUAUGGAGUACCACCUCCCCAAGCUGGUUUUGUGCAAAGCAAUGAUGCCUAUGUGGCCAUGCAGGCACCGGGAACAGGAUUUAAUACAGCCUAUCCACCACCCGGAGCCUGGGGUGUGGAUGCUUAUGGUCAACAACAAUGGCUGCCACCACCCACACAAAUGCAACAAAUGGCAGCACCACAACAACCACCACCACCAGCACUAGUCGUACAACCUACUACGCAAACACAAGUGGCUACAAAUGUGCCACCACCAAAUGUUACAUCUGUAGCAGUUAACAAACAUGCAGAAGAUACUACCGGACCCUUAGAGCCCAAUCCCCAACAUGAUGCUGUGGCCCAAGAAGCUGAAAAUCAACGUGAUGAAUUGAAAAAGCAACGCACCAGUUAUUUGAAAAAGACAGCAGUUUUGAAAAAGGAAUUGAAAAUGUUAAAAGAACAACGUAAAGAUCUACACACAGGCGGUGCUCCAGCCUCACCCACCACCAAAGGCUUUAUAGAUGAAAAUGAAAAACUACAGAAUCAAAUCCAAAAGAAAUUGAGUACCAUUGAAAAUGUCAUCGAUAUGUUAACGGGCAUAAUUGGUGAAGAAAAUCUCGAUAAGGAUGAUGAACCUCUAGAUGAUGAUGAUAUGUUGAAAGAAGCAGCUUUAUCAUCUAUACAAAAAACACAUGGUGGCAGUGAACGUGCUGGUGGUUCUAGUCAAAGCUCUAAUGCUUUAAACUCAUCUAAUAAGAAAAAGACACGUAGUUCUUCUUCAUCCUCAGAUAGUUCUUCAGCUUCAACAUCUUCUUCAUCGUCGGAUUCCUCAUCCUCGUCUGAAACAGAACAAGCUGCUAAUAAAGAUGAAGAUGAUGAUGAUAGUUCACCGGAACGUUUAAAGAAAAAGGUGAUUGAAUCUAUGAAGAAUAAGGAUAAAGAUGUGGCACGCAGUAAACAAGAUCUAAAGGGACCCAAUAAAAAAGAACGUUUCAAUUAUGUCUUCUAUGAUCCCGAAAUGCAUUGGUGUCAGACCUGUAAUGUUUUUCCCAAGACAGCAAAGGAUUAUCUCAAUCAUUUGCAUACGAAAAAUCAUAUGGAUAGAGAAAGUAUUGAAACACCCUGGCAUACGGACAUGGUAACAGAUCAAUUUCCAACAUAUGAAAAUGCUCCUACCAAGAGAACACCCAUAAGAGGUUUAACUUUCUUUGUCCCAGCCACAGCUUGGUUUUGUAAAUUGUGUAAUAUAUGGAUGGGGGACUUACACUGUGCUUCUACACACUUGAAAUCACAAUUGCAUGCCAAUCGUUAUAAUGCCUUCUUAGAGGAGAAUCCCCACUACGAAGUCAAUUGGUUGGCUGAUCGUCAAAUUGUCUUAAAUGAACAGAAAUCUACACCUUUGCCCCAGCAAAUCACUUCCGUUUCCACUACGGCUGCGGAGCGCAAGAAAACCAAAAAGGAUGAUGAUAAAACUAAUAAGAAACGUAAAAAGAAGAGCGAUAAAAAACAGAAAAAGAAGAAAAAGAAGUCAAAUAAAAAACGCAAGAAGAACAGUGAUAGUAGUUCAUCAUCGAGCAGUGAUUCUUCCUCCUCUACGGAUAGUGAUGAACCGAAAAAGAAAAAAAUGCCUCCAGUAACGGUGGCCGAUCUGGAUAAUCCCAAUCCAGCAGUAUCGAUACGUCUAUCAAUGCGCAAACAGGAAAAUAUUAAAAAUGAAGAGGAACAGGCACCACCACCGCCUCAAUUGAAAAUGAAACAACAAUCACCGGCUACUCAGCCGCCAGCUGGGGGUAAAUGGACUGUAGUACAGGAGGGUGUACGCAAUAAAGAUGGAGAAAAGCCCCAAGAUGCCGAUGACUCGAUAAUACAACAAUGGAAUACCGUACAACCGGUAAUAAGUGAAAGUGAAAAGAAAUUAUUGGAACAGUUGAAGGGAAAAUUGAAAAAUAAAUCGAAAGAUGAACAACAAAGCCGCAGUUCUACGGCUCAAAGAGUAGAAAGUGAAAAUCGUGACAGGGAUAGAGAACGUGAUAAGGCGGUCGAACGGGCUGGCGGAGAGAAUAGAAGUGAACGUUCCGAUCGAAGAGACAGAGAUAGUGGCAGAGAUCGCGAUCGGGACCGGGGUAGAGAUGAUAGACGUACUACUAGACGUUCACGUACACGUAGUCCUACACGCAGUCGUAGCCGUGGGCGUGAUUAUCGCCGCAAUGUUAGACGUUCUCGUUCCCGCAGUCGAGGACGUAUGUCACCACGCAGUUGGCGUAAUCGUAAUAGACGUAAUGAUCGUUCACGUUCCCGUUCUUUACGUAGACGUUCACGCUCUCCUUACGAUCGGCGAAGACGUUCUUCUCGUUCCCGCUCACGUUCUGGUGGCAGCAGUCGUGUAGAGAAACCGGUAGUAAGACCUGCCGAAUUUAGGCCCCGCGUACCGGAAAAAGACAAGGAAAAGGAUAAAAAAUCUUCAGAGAAUAAAGAUAAAAAAGAUAAACCCAAACCUAAAAGCUCCAGUUCUUCAUCGACUAGUGCCGCUUCAGCAGCAGGAGGUAAAAAACUACCUUUUAUAGGUAAAAUGCCGGUAUUUAAGAAACAAACCACUGGAGCUGGCGGAGAAAUGGGUGAUAAAACUACUAUGGAUGCACAAGCACAACAACAGCAGCAACAAGCAGGCGGUUUUAUGUACACUAUGGAUGCUACCGGCGGAGCCUUUGGUCGUCCACCCGCACCUACAGCUGCUCAAAUACAAAUGGCCAUGAUGGAAGAUGCUUACGGCAAUGCACCACCCUUCCAUCCUGAUGCGGGUAUGAUGGUAGACUAUGACGAUCUAAUGCCAGAUCCUGUACAAUUUGUUAAUAUAAUGGGUCAAGCACCACCACCGCCUCCACCUCAAGAGACCGAAGAUGAUAAAGAUAUGUUACCGCCCGGUAUAGAUGUAGAAGAAUCAGAAGAGUUUGUACCCAAACCCAUAACUGAAGCGCCACCGCCUGGUAAGGGACCUUUGCCGAAAGACUUGGAAGAUGCUUUGAAUAUUAUAUUCCCCGGUGAAAAGAAACCCGGCGAGGAGAGUGACAAUGAGGAGGAGUUGGCGAAAAAUAAAGCUAAAGGCGAAACUCAAAUAAUCAAUGACGAGGCUGUCAUGCAGCCCGAAGAAUUAGCCAAAGAUGGCAUACAUUUAGUAACAUUCGAGGAGACUUCACAGUUGGGCUUAGACGAGGCCUCACAAAUGUCCAUGAAUGAGCCUUUAGUGUUCAAUAGGCCACCUUCUAACCCCACAGCUGCUAACACGACCAUUAUCAGCAAUGCUGAUAUGGAACUAGAAGAUGAUAACUCACAAAAUCAAUUAGAUUUAAAUAAAAUCGAGACACAGCCAACAGCCCCGCCCAACAUUGAACUACCCCCUGAAGUGAGCGAAAUUUCAGCACCUAGUCCACAAACUAUAGUAGAGCCUGAACAAGAGCAGGAAACAGAAAUGCCUGAUAUACCCAUACCCCCUGAAGUAAAAAGCAACAGUCCUAAACAUGAGGAAAUUCCAGAAACACCACAACAAGCGGAGCAACAAAUAACCACUAAUACAGACAUUGAUCUAGCCGAUAUUCCUCAGCCACCACCCUCGCCCACAGAAAGCGAAAAGAAUCGCCGGCAAGAGGAAUUAGAUGACUUGGCCAUGCUGGGCAUUGAUGCUGAUGAUAUGGCGGCACAAUGUAUAGAAUAAUGAAUGAAUUUAAAAACAAAAACAAAACUUGCAAACAUUCUUAAUAUUUAACUAACUAAUUGCCUACAACAAACAUGAUUUAAGUUUAACACACACACACACAAAACUGGUUUAAUUAUAUUUUAAUUAAAAUAAAACAUUUAAAUGUAAAACAUAUUGAAUUAAAAUUCAAAAUUCUUUUUAAAAAAAUAAGCAAUUACAAAGAAAAACAACAAA
Molecule: messenger RNA, 4802 nt
Organism: Lucilia sericata (common green bottle fly)
Lineage: Eukaryota; Metazoa; Arthropoda; Insecta; Diptera; Calliphoridae
Product: zinc finger matrin-type protein CG9776
Exons: 11
Coding region: 228-4586 (1452 amino acids)
Biological process (GO): positive regulation of DNA-templated transcription; negative regulation of DNA-templated transcription
Cellular component (GO): nucleoplasm
Molecular function (GO): nucleic acid binding; zinc ion binding
Source: RefSeq, a predicted model, not a curated record